CAAUUUUCGAUUUAGUCCCUAGUUCGCAUAGUUUGUGUCAAUAUCGCUUUGAUUUUCUCGCUCCUCGUCUUGGUCUCGUUUAAGCUACACACUAAGUACCGAUACCCUCUACUGCCAGGUGCUGCGUAGCAGUGUGGUGCACUAAUUAAAGUAUUCAAACAGCUGCAGUAGUGCAAUCACAAUUGGUUAAGAAUCCGUAAAAGUAAAACUGCAUCUGUUCGAGACAUUUGCCCCUCGAGUUCGUGAGUUAGAUCGUGUGGAUUUCGCGGGAUUGAUUGUGUAUUGUUCUUUUGAGUUUACCGAGUGAAGAAUUGAAGGACGCCAGCCUGCCAAAGCAGCAGCAGCCUCAAAUUGCGCUCGCUCACUUUUCAACACAAAAGCUGAAGGACAACUAACGUCGACGCGGCAGGGUUCGACGAAGGGACAGAACGGAAGCGUACGCGCGGCACUUCAAAAUGUUACCAAGGAUACUCAGAAUAGCGAUAGUGUUAUGCAUCAUCGUUGCAAUCUUCUCACAGACCACCGAUAGUGCUCAAACAAAACGCAGAAUACGGCGACCCACUAGUCUGAAGUCGACAGCCGCCAAACAGGCCGUAGAAGAUAAUCAAAUUCCAGUGAAGAAGGUUGCUCAAGAUCGGUCCGAUCAAACGCCGUCCUCAGCCACAAACCGAUUUCGGGUGCGUUCGAAAACGCGAGGUACAGCGCUAGCGGCUGGUGCUGCAGCCGGCGGAGCUGCUGCCGUCGUUGCCGGAGCAUCCACCAAUUCGGUGAUCACCAAGAAGGUGCAGGAUAAGGAUGGGUACAAGAUCGUGUGCUACUACACCAACUGGUCCCAGUACCGUACCAAGCUCGGUAAAUUCGUCCCGGAGGACAUCCCAGCCGAUCUCUGUACGCACAUCAUUUUUGCCUUCGGCUGGUUGAAGAAGGGUAAGCUGAGUUCAUUUGAGAGCAACGAUGAAACUAAAGACGGCAAAACCGGACUGUACGAUCGGAUGAUGACCCUAAAGAAGGCCAACCCGAAAUUGAAGGUCCUGCUGGCCAUCGGUGGUUGGUCGUUCGGAACGCAAAAAUUCAAGGAAAUGUCCGCCACCCGGUAUGCGCGACAGACCUUCAUCUACUCGGCCAUUCCGUUCCUGCGGCAGCGUAAUUUCGACGGUUUGGAUAUGGAUUGGGAAUACCCGAAGGGUUCGGAUGACAAGAAGAACUUCGUACUGCUGUUGAAGGAACUGCGAGAAGCUUUCGAAGCAGAAUCUCAGGAAAUUCGUCAACAAAGACUGCUGUUGACCGCUGCCGUUCCUGUUGGUCCCGAUAACGUACGCGGAGGAUACGAUGUUCCAGCUGUGGCGAGCUAUCUGGACUUCAUCAACCUGAUGGCGUACGAUUUCCACGGAAAAUGGGAACGAGAAACGGGACACAAUGCUCCACUGUAUGCUCCAUCUUCGGACUCUGAGUGGCGCAAACAAUUAUCGGUGGACUAUGCUGCAAACUUGUGGGUCAAAAUGGGAGCUCCCAAGGAUAAAUUGGUCAUCGGUAUGCCAACUUAUGGUCGUUCCUUUACACUGUCUAACACGGAUCGAUACAAGGUCAACUCGCCGGCAAGCGGUGGUGGCAAAGCUGGAGAAUACACUAAAGAGUCUGGAUUCUUGGCUUACUACGAAAUUUGCGAACAGUUGUUGAACGGUGCCGCCUAUGUUUGGGAUGAUGAGAUGAAGGUCCCGUACAUGGUCGAUGGUGAUCAGUGGGUUGGAUUCGAUGACGAACGAUCGAUCCGUAACAAGAUGACCUGGAUCAAGACGGGCGGAUAUGCCGGCGCUAUGGUGUGGACCGUGGAUAUGGACGACUUCAGUGGUACCGUUUGCGGCGGAAACGUGAAGUACCCGUUGAUUGGUGCUAUGCGCGAAGAACUGCGCGGUGUCAGCCGAGGAAAGGAUGCCAAGGACGUGAACUGGUCUGAGGUGGCCGCAACUAUUCAAGAAAAGGAGGAAGAGAAACCCGCUCCGAUCAAGAUUUCUGUUUCUGAGGUGCUCAGCAAGGUUCAAAAGCCACAGAAGAAAAUCAUCAAACAAGGAUUGGCUACCAUUGAGAAGAAUUCUCGGCCCGGACAAGUCUUCUGCUAUCUGACAAGUUGGUCUGCUAAGCGCCCGGGUGCCGGAAAGUUCGAACCUAAGGAUAUCGAUUCCAAUCUUUGCACGCACGUUGUUUACGCCUUCGCCACGCUGAAGGACCACAAGCUGACCGAAGCCAACGAAAAUGAUCCAGAUAUGUAUGACGAAGUUAUUGCUUUACGCGAAAAGAACCCCGAUCUGCAGAUUCUGCUGGCAAUUGGAGGGUGGGCCUUUGGAUCUACUCCGUUCAAAGAGUUGACAUCGAAUGUGUUCCGUAUGAAUCAGUUUGUGUAUGAAGCGAUUGAAUUCCUCCGCGAGUAUCAAUUCAAUGGUUUGGAUGUUGACUGGGAAUAUCCACGUGGAGCGGAUGAUCGUAAGGCCUAUGUUGAUUUGUUGCGUGAGCUACGUAUUGCUUUCGAGGGUGAAGCCAAAACCGCUGGACUACCUCGGCUGUUGUUGACGGCCGCCGUACCUGCCUCAUUCGAAGCAAUUGCUGCUGGAUACGAUGUACCGGAGAUUUCCAAAUAUCUUGACUUCAUCAACGUUAUGACCUACGACUUCCAUGGACAAUGGGAACGCCAAGUUGGACACAAUUCCCCGCUCUAUCCAUUGGAUACUGCCUCCGCAUACCAGAAGAAAUUGACCGUCGACUUCAGUGCACGUGAAUGGGUUAAACAAGGAGCACCAAAGGAGAAACUAUUGAUCGGUAUGCCCACUUAUGGACGUUCGUUCACUUUGGUUAACCAAACACAGUUUGACAUUGGAGCUCCAGCAUCCGGAGGUGGUUUGCCUGGAAAGUUUACCAACGAGGCUGGUUUCCUGAGCUAUUAUGAAAUAUGUGCCUUCCUUGGGGUGGACAACACCACGCUGGUAUGGGAUUCUGAACAACAAGUGCCAUUUGCCUACCGCAAGGAUCAGUGGGUUGGAUUUGACGACGAGCGAUCCCUCAAAACAAAGAUGGAAUGGUUGAAAGAUAUGGGUUUCGGUGGUAUCAUGGUUUGGUCUGUCGAUAUGGAUGACUUUUCGGGUCGUUGCGGAGCUGGCAAGUUCCCCUUAUUGAACAUACUGAAUGAAGAGCUGAAGGACUACAAAGUCCAACUGGAAUACGACGGACCAUACGAAUCGUACGGACCACGUGGAGCCUACACCACCAAGGAUCCUAACGAAGUUGUCUGCGCUGAAGAGGACGGCCAUAUUAGCUACCAUCCGGACAAGAGCGAUUGUACUCACUACUUCAUGUGCGAAGGAGAGCGCAAACAUCACAUGCCCUGCCCAGCUAACUUGGUCUUCAACCCGAACGAGAACGUCUGCGAUUGGCCAGAAAAUGUAGAGGGCUGCAACCAGCACACGCAGUCACCUCCUGCGGCCUAAUUUGAAUCGAAAGGUUCACAGCAUAAUCGCGAUUAACACAAACACUUCCCAUUCCCUUCAGCUCGCACCCUACUUCUUUAGAUUUAGCAUUAGAGGAUAAUUAUGAUGAAUUCAUUAUUGCCAAGCUAGAAAGAGCCACGAAAACAAGAUUAUGUAACAGAGAAUACUCUUCAUGAUGGAUUAAUCUUCAGGACUCCGCCUAAGAAAUACUAAUCGAUCGAUGAACUGUUGUAAAUAUCUUCAUGUAUCGCUUAAUAAUCGACAAGUACCGAAAAAACUGCCAACCAGACAAUAUAUCUAUAACUGCCAUUAAAUUUGCUCACUAUCGUACCGAAUUACACAAUGGAGAUAAAUUUAUUUAUGAACACAUUUCAUUUAAAAUCACAAAAACUGAUACCUUUUAUGAGAAACAUUAUGUGUAGUACCCUUCUUAUACCCACCCCUUUCUAUAACUAUUUUCAUUAUGGAAUACUAUUUAUAUGAAAACUUUAUGCAAGCAAACCCCCUAAGUUUAAGAUUUUUCUUUAGAAGUUAGAACGAGUAACAGAACUAAGCAAACAAUCAACACAAAUGAUGAAGAAAUUUCUUCAUCAAAAACAAAAACAGAAACUAGCACACAAACACUGAAAUGCUAUCUUAUUUUUUGAAACUAGGUAGACCUUCUACACUGCUAAACCCAUAAAUCUAACUAUUUAACCUAAAACACCUUCGAACCAUCGAUCGGACCCCUAUUCUUGACAUAUAAAUUGGCAACUCUGUGUAAAUGUGUUUUGAGUAGAUGUAUAAAAUCUGUGAUAAUUAAGUGUAUAUACAAAAAUACAACGAAAUGGAGCGAAACACACCAAGCCAACCAACCAACCAUCUAUGCAUGUGUGCGCUCCCAACUCUACAAAAACAGCUCCGAUAAAACAGAUAUCCUUCUUCCCUGAAUUAAGUGAAUAAAACAAACAGAAGCUAGAAUCGAACAGAAGGAAGAUGAAUGAGCUGCUCGUUUUCUAUUUGUAAGAAAAUGAACGCCGUAGUGAGAUCGGCAGGCAGUAGUGCCGCUAGCAGUUGCAUUAGAUCUUCCCCGCCGAAACCGGUGGACAGAUUAAGUUGUUUUGUUUAAAUGUUGUUCGAAAAAAUAUUGCACCAUAAAAACACCUACGAGGAAAAAAAGAGUAUAGGAAAACAAAUAGCGUCGAACAGAGCAAAUGCGAAUUGAAUGCAGCUAGGAGAACGAACGCUAAUAAUACGUAUACAAAACAAACGAAAAACAGAGAAAACGUUGACUAAGUGUAAAAUAUAUUGUAUGUAAUGUACGAGACAAUUUAGAAUUAUUUUUAAAUAAAGAAUUAUUUAAAUUCAAA
Armigeres subalbatus is the source of this 4825-nucleotide messenger RNA. It is a transcript of the gene Cht7, whose product is annotated as probable chitinase 10. Gene Ontology annotation, molecular function: chitinase activity; chitin binding. The record is from RefSeq and is a predicted model, not a curated record. Gene Ontology annotation, biological process: chitin catabolic process; carbohydrate metabolic process. Lineage: Eukaryota; Metazoa; Arthropoda; Insecta; Diptera; Culicidae. Gene Ontology annotation, cellular component: extracellular region. The coding region runs from base 456 to 3476 and encodes 1006 amino acids. The transcript is spliced from 9 exons.